Molecule: messenger RNA, 2011 nt
Organism: Cebus imitator (Panamanian white-faced capuchin)
Lineage: Eukaryota; Metazoa; Chordata; Mammalia; Primates; Cebidae
Gene: RELB
Product: RELB proto-oncogene, NF-kB subunit
Exons: 9
Coding region: 139-1599 (486 amino acids)
Biological process (GO): inflammatory response; cellular response to stress; canonical NF-kappaB signal transduction
Cellular component (GO): cytoplasm
Molecular function (GO): RNA polymerase II cis-regulatory region sequence-specific DNA binding; DNA-binding transcription factor activity, RNA polymerase II-specific
Source: RefSeq, a predicted model, not a curated record
CCGGCCCGGCCCCGCGCCCCGCGCAGCCCGGGGCGCCGCGCGUCCUGCCCGGCCUGCAGCCCCAGCCCUUGCGCCGCUCGCUCGACCCGCGAUCGUCCACCGGACCGUGCCUCCCGGCCGCCCGGCCUGCCCGCGUGCAUGCUUCGGUCUGGCCGGGCCUCUGGGCCGUCCGUCUCCAGUGGCCGGGCCAUGCCGAGUCGCCGCGUCGCCAGACCGCCCGCUGCGUCGGAGCUGGGGGCCUUGGGGUCCCCCGACCUCUCCUCGCUCUCGCUUUCCGUUUCCAGGACCACAGAUGAAUUGGAGAUCAUCGAUGAGUACAUUAAGGAGAAUGGCUUUGGCCUGGACCGGGCGCAGCCGGGCCCGGGCGAGGGGCUGCCGCGUCUGGUGUCUCGCGGGGCGGCCUCGCUGAGCACGGUCACCCUGGGGCCUGUGGCGCCCCCAGCCACGCCGCCGCCCUGGGGCUGCCCCCUGGGCCGGCUGGUGCCCCCCGCGCCGGGCCCGGGCCCGCAGCCGCACCUGGUCAUCACCGAGCAGCCCAAGCAGCGCGGCAUGCGCUUCCGCUACGAGUGCGAGGGCCGCUCGGCCGGCAGCAUCCUCGGGGAGAGCAGCACCGAGGCCAGCAAGACGCUGCCUGCCAUCGAGCUCCGGGAUUGCGGAGGGCUGCGGGAGGUGGAGGUGACUGCCUGCCUGGUGUGGAAGGACUGGCCACACCGAGUCCACCCCCACAGCCUCGUGGGGAAAGACUGCACUGACGGCGUCUGCAGGGUGCGGCUCCGGCCCCACGUCAGCCCCCGGCACAGUUUCAACAACCUGGGCAUUCAGUGUGUGAGGAAGAAGGAAAUUGAGGCUGCCAUUGAACGGAAGAUUCAGCUGGGCAUUGACCCCUACAAUGCUGGGUCCCUGAAGAAUCAUCAGGAAGUAGACAUGAAUGUGGUGAGGAUCUGCUUCCAGGCCUCAUAUCGGGACCAGCAGGGACAGAUGUGCCACAUGGACCCUGUGCUUUCCGAGCCAGUCUACGAUAAGAAAUCCACAAACACGUCAGAGCUGCGGAUUUGCCGAAUCAACAAGGAGAGCGGACCGUGCACGGGUGGCGAGGAGCUCUACUUGCUGUGUGACAAGGUGCAGAAAGGUGAGGGGCCUGGGGCAGCAAGCUGGGGCAGAGUGGGGUCUGGCAGCUCAGAGGGAAUCACACUGCACUUCUCUCUCUUCAUCCUCAUAGGCCCGUUUCUCCCGCCGUCAGCCCUGCUGCCAGACCCAGACUUCUUCUCUGGCACCGUGUCCCUGCCAGGCCUGGAGCCCCCUGGCGGGCCUGACCUCCUGGACGAUGGCUUUGCGUAUGACCCCCCCCCACUCUUGACCAUGCUGGACCUGCUGCCCCCGGCGCCGCCACACGCCAGCGCUGUUGUGUCCACUGGGGGUGCUGGGGCUGUGGUUGGGGAGCACCCCGGCCCUGAGCCGCUGACACUGGACUCCUACCAGGGCCCGGGCCCCGGGGACGGAGGCACCGCCAGCCUCGUGGGCAGCAACAUGUUCCCCAAUCAGUACCGCGAGGCAGCCUUCGGAGGCGGCCUCAUGUCCCCCGGGCCUGAAGCCACGUAGCCCCGUGGUGCCGGAGGAGGGGCACUGGGUGGGGAGAGGGGUGGAGGAGCUGUGCAAUCCCAAUCAGGAUGUCCAGCAUCCCCAUCCCCUUGGCCCACCCUUGGAUUGGUCUUCCUCAUGCUUCUGAAGCGGACAUAUUCAGCCUUGGCGAGAAGCUCCGUUGCACAGGUUUCCCCUUGAGCCCAUUUUACAGAUGAGGAAACUGAGUCCCGAGAGGAAAGGGUAUGGCUCUCGUGCACUAGCUUGUUACAGCUGCCUCUGCCCCCACAUGUGGGGGGACCUUCUCCAGUCGGUUUCGGAAAAGACUGUACAUAUGAGAGGAGGGGGCAGGUCCACGGCCCUCCCUCCCGAGACUUGAAGGUGGGGGGUAGGUUGUUAGAGUCUUCCCAAUAAAGAUGAGUUUUUGAGCCUC